Messenger RNA from Zygosaccharomyces rouxii, 2475 nucleotides. RefSeq lists its product as uncharacterized. Lineage: Eukaryota; Fungi; Ascomycota; Saccharomycetes; Saccharomycetales; Saccharomycetaceae. The transcript has a single exon. Bases 1 to 2475 code for a protein of 824 amino acids. The record is from RefSeq and is a predicted model, not a curated record.
AUGAAUAUUGCUACUCUCAACGUUGCUAAGCAACCUAUCGUUACUUCUGUCUCGUUAGAGACUACAGAAUUUUCGACUAACGCUGAAGGAAUCGCCGCUCAAGAAGCUGUGAAGAAGCUAGUGGUUACACCAGCUUACGGAGUCAAAAAUUCAAACCCUAUAAUUGAUGAAGCUAUCGACAACUUCAGUUUUUUGUACUCCGAACCAAAAUCCAAAAGUAAUAAGAUUCAAUUUGGUGAAAGUCGAACGAUUACUUUUGAUGUCGAUGAAGAAGUGGAUAGACUUGCCAGUAAAACUAAAAACACUGAAAAUCAAUCAAAAGAUUCCAAGCCACUUAAGACAAUUUUAAAACCAGGACCUGUUUUCGUUCAUGAUUCUGAAUUACUCGAGACUGAGGAUUUUGCUUACUUGGAUGAAAGUGAUGAGGAAACACAGGUCAAAACUUCAAAUCAAGACGUUAUAACUCUCCUUCAAAGGAUCUUUACUCUACAUGGGAUUCCUCCUUGUGAGAUUAAGGAGGAUCUUUUGGGGACUUUGCAAAGAUUGGCCCGUGGUGUUGUUGCAUCGUUUAAACAGAGGGAACAAUGCUACAAAUACGUCGGUAGAAAACAAAGUAUUGAAGAGCUUGAUGAAUUGGAGUAUGUCAAUGACAAGUUGAAAUGUGAAGUGGCAGGUCUCAACAAAAAAUUAAGCCAAGAAAAGGUUAGAUGGGAGGUAGUUGAUGAAGUAUUUAUUGAGAAUGAUUCGUUGAAGGCUAAAGUUGAAGAAUUAAUUACAGCUAAACAACAUUUACUCAAAGAAUUGCAACUAGCCCCCAAAUGGGAGGAUGUUGAUGGAUUAUUAGAGGAGGAUAAAGAAUUAAAAUCAAGGGUUAAACAGUUAACAUUUUUAAAUGAUGAUUUAAAGAAAAAGUAUGCCCAAAUAGAAAUAACUACUUCUAAACGUGCAGAUGAAUUGGUAUCUUCCAAGGAAAAAUCUGACAUUGAAUUGAGGAAAACAGAUAUUAAGUUGAAUGAAACUACCGAGCAGGUAAUUGAACUCAGAAGGGAAAAGGAGGUGCUGAAUGCAAAGCUGUAUACUUACAAAAAGAAUGCUGAGACGACCUCGAUCAAACUGGAAGAAACAGAGGAGCGUGUUCAGGAGCUCUCUAAAAUUGUUGAAGAUUAUAGAACGAAGAAUGGUGAAUUGGGUUCUUCAUGUGGACAAUUAGUAGAAAAAGCAGAACAAACUGCUAUUAAAUUGAGAAAUACAGAAUUGGUUAAUGUGGAGCUGGUCUCUACUAGGGCUGAUCUGACCUCUAAAUUGCAUGGAGUGAAAAGGACUGUCGAUUACUUGACUAGUGAGAAUAUUGAAAUGACGAAGAAAAUGAAAUUGAUGAAGAAGAAAGCUUACAAUCGCUUCUUUGAUCAAAAUGUAAGUUUGGGUUCCAAGAAUGAAGAAUUGGCAGAGAAACUGGGACAGGCGUUGAAUAAAUUGGAGGAGUUUGGCAAUCUUCAAAAAGACUAUGAAAAGCUUGAUUCGAAAAAUAAUGAGUUGGCGGCUAAUCAAGACGAAUUAACUUUGACGAAUAAGAAUUUAUCUCAAAGACUCGAAGCAGAAACCAAGAGGGUUAAACAGUUGGAAAAUGAUUUUACGAUGGCACAAGAUAAAGUCAUUUCAUUUGACAUUAGUUUGAGGCGUGUGGGACAAUGGUAUGAAGCCUUAUCACAAGAGAAACACGAUACAGAUGUCAAAGUGUGUCAAUUGGAGAGCCUUUACCGAGAAAUAAAUUCUCGAUCUGUUUCUUUAGACGAUGAGCUCGAAUCUGCUAAAACAUGUUCUAUAAAAAGCGUACAAAAGGUUGAACAAUCAGAGCAUCGUAUCGAGCGUGACGAACAAUUGGUUCAAGACUCCGAAAGAUGGAAAAUGGAAGGUCAAUCAUGUUUUCAGGAAUUCAGUAUUCUUCGAAAUGAGCAUAGUACAUUGUUACAAAAAUGUAGCAAAUUGGAGUUUGAAAAGUCUAAGCUUCAAACGGAAAAUGUCGAACUUAGCGGCUAUAAGGAAGGUUACUCGUUAUUUGAUGAGAAGUACGAGUGGCUUGAGAGUAUCGCCCUUUCUUUAAAGCAAGAGAAAAAGUGUAGUGAUGAUAAAAUCAAAGAUUUACAAAGAGAGUUAAAGUAUGCAAGAAAGACCAUUGAUUCAAUGGAAAAGGCUAAAUCUCAAUACGAAAGAAGACCACAAGAGCUACAAAUCCAACUGGAUCGAUUAAGACUACAAAACUUUGAAUUAUCUCAACGGUUUGGUAAGAAGAAUAAAGAAUUGCAAGAGUCAUUUGAUAAGAUGCGUGAAAUGGCAGUCAUGCUACGUAGUACAAUGAGUUUGGCCAAAACUUUGAGCCCCAGUGAUGAAGUUACUUUGGUGGAACAACCAAAUAACAAUGCAGGUAAUACUUUGAAAACCUUUUUACCUUUAAAGUGGUGGAAGACCAGCACCUAA